This is a messenger RNA of Pseudovirgaria hyperparasitica, 966 nucleotides long. Its product is annotated as Thioesterase/thiol ester dehydrase-isomerase. Gene Ontology annotation, molecular function: fatty acyl-CoA hydrolase activity. The transcript has a single exon. The record is from RefSeq and is a predicted model, not a curated record. The coding region runs from base 220 to 696 and encodes 158 amino acids. Lineage: Eukaryota; Fungi; Ascomycota; Dothideomycetes; Acrospermales; Acrospermaceae.
CAACUCCGCUCUCUACAAUUCAUGACCAAUGGACUUUGCCCGCUUCCAUACACGCUUCAGACUGACUGAUCGAACUCAACGCAUUUAGACUCAGCGACCUGAUACUGUCUUCUUUGUAUGCUAUAAAUUAACAAAACUACUAGAUCCUCAACGCACGACGUCGAGACUCAAUUCUUCGCUCACCCACACUUCUCCGAACUAAACCUCCACAGCCAAAUCAUGGCAGCCGAACCGUCUCCAUCUCUACCUCCAUCCAACGAUGAAAUCCUAGCACAUGCCAACAAAGUCUUCACCACCCGCCUCCUCCCCAAAAGCCCCAUCUACAACUUCCUUCUGACCCCGCUCGAGCUCAUAUCUGCAACAAAGGGCACUGUAGUAGCACGCCUGCCCCUCACGGACGUUCAUGUCAACUCCAAGGGCGGAAUCCACGGCUCCACCAGCGCCACGAUCGUAGACCUCAUCGGCGGCCUCGCAAUCGCCGCCUAUGACCUACGAGACUCCACAGGCGUGUCCGUCGAUAUCCACAUCACGUACGUAUCGUCGGCCAAGGUUGGCGAUAUCAUUGAGAUUGUGGGGAGCGUGGAUAAGGUGGGUGGCACUCUGGCCUAUACCAGUGUGACGAUAUGGAAGGUGGUUGAUGGACAGCGGGGGCCUGUUGUGGUGAAGGGGAGCCAUACAAAGUAUGUAAGGAUAUAAAGGAAUGCAUGAGAUGGAGCGAAAACCUAGACAACGCUUUCUUUCUUUGAGUCUGGCAUGAUUGCACUUCCCUUUGAAUGCGGGUCUCACUCGGAAAGCGAAGAUCAAGUGCUCCGUCGGUAUCUUACAUGGUCUUGUAAGAAGCCUUGCUAAGCGUCGGCAAUGUAAGCUGGUACUCCGGCAGAGCGACAUCUGAUUAUACACAUACACAUAGACUAUACCAUAAUAGUGUUCCGAAACAAAUAACUUUUCGACGCCCGACCGACCACU